UAGACUUUUAACUUCUGGAUUUUUAGCAACUGAGAGGAAAUUAAACACAACAACACUACAGGAAAAGAGAGGAAUAAAGUUAUUAGGGUUAAAAAGGAAAAAAGAAAUGGCUGAAUCUUCACCACAACCAAGACAAGGCAGAAGACAGAGUAUGGAUAAUCCAGACUCGUUUGGUUGUGAGUCCAGCAGUCCUCUGUCUGAAGAUCAGUUCCAAUGUUCUAUCUGUCUGGACGUGUUCACUGAUCCAGUUUCUACUCCAUGUGGACACAACUUCUGUAAAUCCUGCCUCACUCAGUACUGGAACAGCACUCAGCACUGUCACUGUCCUUUAUGUAAAGAGAAAUUCACCAAGAGACCUGAACUGAAGAUCAAUACAACACUGAGAGAGGUUGCAGAUCACUUCAAGAAGAAAAGUGUUCUAGAUAAACCUGAGGUUCUCUGUGACAUCUGCACUGGAGAGAAGCUGAAGGCCUUCAAGUCCUGUCUGAAUUGUGGAGCGACGUUCUGUAAAACUCAUCUGGAACCACACUCAUUCGGGACACUUAAGAAUCACAAGCUAAUUGAUCCAGUGGAGAACCUGGAGGACUACAUCUGCCAGAAGCACGAAAGACCCCUGGAGCUGUUCUGUAGAGAUGAUCAGAUGUGUGUGUGUCGGUUCUGCACUGAAACUGACCACAAGAAUCACAACACUGUUCCUAUAGAGGAGGAGAGUGGAGAGAAAAAGACGCAGAUGGGGAAGACACAGACAGAGGUGCAGCAGAUGAUCCAAGACAGACUGAAGAAGAUUAAAGAGAUCAAACACUCAGCAGACAUCAGAAAAAGAAACACAGAGAAGGAGAUUUCAGACAGUGUUGAAGUCUUCACUGCUCUGAUACGCUCCAUUGAGAGAAGCCAGGCUGAGCUGCUUGAGGUGAUGGAGGAGAAGCAGAAAGCAGCAGAGAGGCAGGCUGAAGAGUUCAUUAAAGAUCUGGAGCAGGAAAUCACUGAGCUAAAGAGGAGAGACACUGAGCUGGAGCAGCUCUCACACACUGAGGAUCACCUCCACCUCCUACAGAUUUACCCAUCCCUGUGCAGACCCCCACACACCACCAACUGGACUGAUAUCAGUGCUGACCCUCAUCUGAGUGUAGAGACUGUGGGGAACGCUCUGUCUCAACUUCAGAAGAGUCUGAAUGAAGAACUCACUAAAACUAUUAAUGAGAAGAUCAGAGAAUCAGUUUCAGCAGAACUAAAGAGGAUCCAGCAGUAUGCAGUGGACGUGACUCUGGAUCCUGAUACAGCUUAUCCCAAACUCAUCCUGACUGAUGAUGGAAAACAAGUGAGACAUGGAGACAAAAAACAGAAACUUCCUGACAAUUCAAAGAGAUUUAAUACAUGUGUUAAUGUCCUGGGAAAGGAGGGAUUCUCCUCAGGGAGAUUUUACUAUGAGGUGCAGGUCAGCGGGAAGACUGACUGGGAUUUUGGAGUGGCCAGAGAGUCCAUUAACAGGAAGGGGGAAAUUACACUGAAACCACAGAAUGGAUUCUGGACUGUGUGGUUGAGGAAUGGGAAUCAGUAUAAGGCUCUUGCUGGUCCCUCAGUCCUCCUCUCCCUGAGAGAGAAGCCCCAGAAGGUGGGGGUGUUUGUGGAUUAUGAGGAGGGUCUGGUCUCCUUUUAUGAUGUGGAGGCCAGGUCUCAUAUCUAUUCUUUCACUGGUCAGUCUUUCACUGAGAAACUCUAUCCGUACUUCAGCCCUUUUCUUAACAAUGGAGGUAAAAAUGCAGCUUCACUGAUUAUAUCACCCGUGUGGAAAAUUUAAUAAGUUUUCAGCUCAAAUUAGUGUUUAUCAGAUGUCAGAAAAGAAAAGGUAUAUAUUUAAUAGCCCGAUCUCACCAUUGCUUAAUAUGGGCUGUGUAUAGAGUCCUGUUGAAAUACUUUAUUAAUGUUUUAAUAAUUUCCAAACAAACAGAACUGAACAUAUGUCAGGGAAAUACAAAACUAAAAGUACUUAAUUAUUUUGCAGUAAAUUGUAAUUAUGUUAUUAUUUGACAGAUCAUCAGCAAUCAACUAUACCAUAUACAAACACCUUAUAGGUGAAAAGAAUUACAUUGAUAAUCUGGUUUCAGUGACACCUGUUAAGAGAUAACUAUAUUAAGAAUGCUAGUGAUAAGUCAGGUCUUGAACUUGAUGUGCUGGAAGCAGAAAAUAUGGACAAACAUAAAAUUCUGAGAUACUUAGACCUGAAACAAUCUGUGAUGUCUAGACAACUGGAUCUAACAUCUCCAAAACAUCAGGCAGGUCUUGUGGGUGGUUCCUGGUAUGCAGUGAUCAUUACUGACUAGAAUUGCUCUAAGAAACUAGUUACAGGUUCAUGAGCACCUCUACGGCUCCUUGCUGUGAUCCAUGGAGGUCCCACCUCACAACUUACAGGACUUUAAGGAUCUGCUGCUAAUGUCCUGCUGCUGAUACCACAAGAUACUUUUAGAGGUCUUGUGGAGUUCAUGCCUCUACAGAUUAGAGAUUUUCUAGAAGCAUGAGGGGCGUUUACAUAAUAAUUAUACAGGUGGUUUUGAUGUUUUGACUGAUUGAUGUAAAACAUUUUUGUUAUAUGUUUUGUGCUUGC
Molecule: messenger RNA, 2602 nt
Organism: Astyanax mexicanus (Mexican tetra)
Lineage: Eukaryota; Metazoa; Chordata; Actinopteri; Characiformes; Acestrorhamphidae
Product: E3 ubiquitin-protein ligase TRIM39-like
Exons: 8
Coding region: 107-1798 (563 amino acids)
Biological process (GO): protein ubiquitination
Molecular function (GO): ubiquitin-protein transferase activity; zinc ion binding; protein binding
Source: RefSeq, a predicted model, not a curated record